AUGAAGGAGGCCCAGUAUGAGGGGGCGGACGCCGUGCGCAAGGACCAUGUCCUUGUGGCCGUCCGCUUCCGUCCCAUGAGUGACCGCGAGUACCAGCGUGGCGACCGCGAGGUGUGGGAGUGCGAGGGUCAGGCGGUGGGCAUCGCCGACCAGGACACGGGCAUGCAGGUCAAGUUCAUGUACGACCACGUCUUCGGCGGCGCCGCCAGCAACGCCGACGUGUACGGCGCGGUGGCCUCGCCCAUCGUGGCCUCCGCCCUGGAUGGCAUCAACGGCACCAUCUUUGCCUACGGCGUGACCAGCUCCGGCAAGACGCACACGAUGAUGGGGUCCGGGGCGGCCCCGGGAAUGGUCCCGCAGGCCAUCGCCCAGGUGUUUGCCACCGUGGCCCGUGCCGGCGCUCGCACCGAGUUCACGCUGCGCUUGUCCAUGAUGGAGAUCUACAACGAGGUGCUGAACGACCUGCUGGACCCGGCGCGGAGCAACCUGAAGCUGCGCGAGGACCCGCGCCGCGGCGUGGGCGUGGAGGGCAUCACCGAGGAGAACCUGGUGUCGGCGGAGCACGCCAUCCAGGUCAUCGCGCGCGGGAACGAGAACCGCAAGACCGCCGCCACAGCCUUCAACGAGGGCUCCUCCCGCUCCCACACCAUCAUCCGCCUGUCCAUUGAGGCCCGGGACCGACCGGGCGCCAACGCAGACCCCUCCUUCCGCGGCCGCCGCACCUUCUCCCUGCUGAACCUGAUCGACCUGGCCGGCUCCGAGUCGGCGAAAGCUGAGAUCCACAGCAAGCAGCGCAUGGAGGGCUCCUUCAUCAACAAGUCGCUGCUGACGCUGGGCACCGUCAUCCACAAGCUGGCGGAGGGGAACGCCGCCCACAUCCCCUACCGCGACUCCAAGCUCACGCGGCUCCUCCAGUCCAGUCUGACGGGCUCUGGCGCCAGGGUGGCGGUGGUGUGCACGGUCACGCCCGCCUCCACGCAGGCGGAGGAGACGCACAACACGCUCAAGUUCGCGUCGCGCGCCAAGAAGAUCGCCAUCGCCGCCAAGCGCAACGAGAUCAUGGACCAGAGCACCCUCAUCUCGCGCUACCAGGAGGAGAUCACCACCCUCCGCUCCCAGCUGGACAUUGUCAUGCGAGAACAGCUGGCGCAGCGUGAGAACCUCCUGGCCAGCGUGCGGAACCUGGGGACUGUGCGGGGGACCACUAGCAUCAUGCUGGCCGAGCGCGAGUUCCUGCAGGCCCAGCUCUCUGCCUCGGACGAGCACAGCGACAAGCUGGCCCGCGCCCUCGAGCGCAUGCGCCUGCAGCUUGCCGAGUCGCGCGGCGUGGACCCCGACGCCAUCGGCUACGGGCUGGACGAGGACGUGGCCGGAGAAAGUGCGGCGGUGGUGUCCGCGGCGCGCACGCUGCGCCACGGCUACGACCACGUGCUGGCGGAGAAGGUGCUGGCCAUGGAGAGCAAGGUGGGCGCGGCCAUCGAUGCGCUGCGCGCCAAGGAGGAGCAGAUCGGGAGCCAGCGCGCGGUGCUGGCCAGCCUGGCGGGGCUGGAGGACCAGAUCCAGGGCCAGCUGUCGGAGGUGACGGCGGAGAACACGACGCUGCGCGGCGAGAACGCGUGCCUGCGCCGCGAGCUGGACCGGCUGGAGGCGCAGAACAACCAUGUGCAGGGGUACUACCUGGACGACCUGUCCCAUGCCGAGCUGUCGGAGCUGAUUGGCACGCUGACCCAGGCCGUUGAACGUGUGCGCAUCACGGUGCAGCUGCGCCGCCUGGCGCGGGGCAAGCGCGGCAGCAACGUCAGCCUGCUGGGCGGGGAGACGCCGAGCACGGGCAUGAGCCGGGAGGCCAUGCGCGCCGCGCUGCAGGAGCUCCAGCUGCACUCGCCCUCCACCAGCGACAAGCUGACCAACGGGCACGCCCCGGAUGUGCCCACAGAGGCCUGA
Auxenochlorella protothecoides is the source of this 1944-nucleotide messenger RNA. RefSeq names its product Kinesin-related protein 11. The coding region runs from base 1 to 1944 and encodes 647 amino acids. Gene Ontology annotation, biological process: microtubule-based movement. NCBI's taxonomy places the organism in Eukaryota, Viridiplantae, Chlorophyta, Trebouxiophyceae, Chlorellales, Chlorellaceae. The record is from RefSeq and is a predicted model, not a curated record. The transcript is spliced from 8 exons. Gene Ontology annotation, molecular function: microtubule binding; microtubule motor activity; ATP binding.